AUGGGACACCACGUACAGGCGUUCGCCGAUGAUGUGGUGAUGGUUUUCUCAGGGGAUACAGCACAGGGGAUUCAAAGAGAGGCAGAUGCUGCCCUAGCGCAUGUUCGGGCGUGGGGUGUCAGAAACAAACUCAACUUUGCCCCCCACAAAACCCAAGCAAUGGUAGUGACAAACAAAAUGAAGUAUGACUCCCCACGACUGAGCAUGGGAGGGGUCAGCAUCGGACUCUCCCGCGAGAUUAAGAUCCUGGGUCUCACAGUGGACGAUAAGUUGACUUUUAACACACACGCAACAAAUGUCUGUCAAAAGGCUCUUGGAAUCUACAAGCAGCUAGCUCGGGCAGCAAAAAUCCACUGGGGCCUGGGACCAGAAAUAACACGAACAAUCUACACGGCAGUAAUCGAACCGGUGAUUAUGUACGCAGCUAGCGCAUGGGCACCUGCAACAAAUAAAAUAUGUGUGAGAAAGCAGCUGGAUGCGGUGCAGCGAGGAUUUGCACAGAAGAUAAUUAAGGCAUACAGAACGGUCUCACUUAACUCAGCCCUUCUGCUUGCAGGGUUGCUUCCACUGGAUAUUAGAGUCCGAGAAGCAGCCUCACUUUAUUGUAUAAAGAAAGGCUACGCCCGGCAAGCGGUCGGAGAUAGAGAGAUUGAGAAAUUGAUUCCAUAUGAAAACACGCCUCAUCCCGCAAAAAUGACAGAAUUACAAUUUACUUGUGUGGCAGACCGGGCACAACUAGAGGAGCACAACUCAGAAGGCCUCAAAAUAUAUACGGAUGGCAGCAAAUUAGAAGGCAAGGUCGGAGCAGCAGUCUCAGUAUGGAGAAACGGUACGGAGACCAAAACCAAGAAACUAAAGUUAGACCAUUUCUGCACUGUCUACCAAGCUGAACUGCUGGCACUUCUGGAGGCAACAACACAGGCCCUCCAAAGCCCGAUCCCAAACUGCAGCAUAUAUUGCGACUCAAGAUCCGCCCUUGAGACAGUCGUGAAUAACGUUUCCCUCCAUCCCCUAGCAGUCCAAAUAAGAAGCAACCUAAAUGAUUUAGGAACAAUGGGCAAAAUAACUGAGUUAUUUUGGAUCAAAGCCCAUGCCGGGUUGGAAGGAAACGAAAGAGCGGACGUCCUCGCCAAGGAAGCUGCCCUCAAAUUAAAAACAAAGCCAAAUUAUGACAGGUGCCCAGUCUCAUACGCAAAAAGGCAAAUACGAUUAGAGUCACUUGAAGAAUGGAACCAGCGUUACCAUCAAGGCGAGACCGCUUCAACCACGAAAAUCUUCUUCCCAGAUGCCAUAGAGGCAAAUCGUAUUAUUAAGAAAAUACAACUGGACCAUGUUCUGGUACAGGUGCUGACGGGACAUGGCGGGUUCUCCGAAUACCUGAACAGGUUCAAGUGUAAGGACAACCCGGCAUGUACCUGUGAUCCCCAGAAGCAAAAGAAACUGUCCCACAUAUAUUGCUCGAAUGCCCAGCCCAUACAAGAGAACGAUUCGACCUGGAACAGAGUAUUGGACAAAACAUGA
Cydia splendana is the source of this 1521-nucleotide messenger RNA. RefSeq lists its product as uncharacterized. NCBI's taxonomy places the organism in Eukaryota, Metazoa, Arthropoda, Insecta, Lepidoptera, Tortricidae. Gene Ontology annotation, molecular function: nucleic acid binding; RNA-DNA hybrid ribonuclease activity. Gene Ontology annotation, biological process: DNA replication, removal of RNA primer. The record is from RefSeq and is a predicted model, not a curated record. Bases 1 to 1521 code for a protein of 506 amino acids. The transcript is spliced from 2 exons.